AUGUGUGCCGGUGAUGAUGAUGAUGAUGAUGAUGAUGAUGAUGAUGAUGAUGAUGAUGAUGAUGAUGAUGAUGAUGAUGAUGAUGAUGAUGAUGAUGAUGAUGAUGAUGAUGAUGAUGAUGAUGAUGAUGAUGAUGAUGAUGAUGAUGAUGAUGAUGAUGAUGAUGAUGAUAAUGGUGAUGUCGGCGGCGGCGGCGGCGGCGGCGACGACGACAACGGCGAUGAGCAAUAUUCGGCGUAUUCAUUGGGACUGGUUGUUCACAACCUGCCCGUUUAG
This is a messenger RNA of Spirometra erinaceieuropaei, 276 nucleotides long. The record is from the annotation of a GenBank genome assembly. Lineage: Eukaryota; Metazoa; Platyhelminthes; Cestoda; Diphyllobothriidea; Diphyllobothriidae.